This is a messenger RNA of Lodderomyces beijingensis, 393 nucleotides long. Lineage: Eukaryota; Fungi; Ascomycota; Pichiomycetes; Serinales; Debaryomycetaceae. The record is from the annotation of a GenBank genome assembly.
AUGUUAUUUUAUAACCAGCUAGCCACAACAAUAAUAUUCGCCUUGUUGACAACGCUAGUCUGCGGAUUAGCAGACCAGGGAGACGGUGCUGGAGCCAAGACAAGCGAAAAGACGAUUGUUUGGAUAACUACCACCAUGGACGGCCAUCUGACAGUCGUGUCGACCUUGUACAGCCAAUCGUUCAUGGACACCGAUAGUGCUGCCAUCAACGUGCCCAGCGGCGAAGUGGGCAUGGGCUCCAUCAGCGGCUCCGUCGGCGGUUACCGGACUUAUGACCACACCACCAUAUCGCAAGCUGGUGGUGGAGCGGGUGCUGGUGCAGGGAUCAACGUCCAUGCCGGCGGCAUCUUGGGCAUAUUCACUACGAUCAUCCUCGCCCUCGGUUUGAUUUGA